AUGGCGCAGCAAGUAAACCAGGUAAACCGAGACAAACUCUGCUGCUCGAUCUGUUUGGAUCUCCUGAAGGAUCCGGUGACUAUUCCCUGUGGACACAGCUACUGUAUGAAGUGUGUUAAAAUCUACUGGGAUGAAGAGGAUCAGAAGGAAACCCACAGCUGUCCUCAGUGCAGACAGACCUUCACACCGGUGAGAAACACCGUGAUAGCAGAUUUAGUGGAGGAAACAAAGAAGACUGGACUCCAAGCUGCUAAAGCUGAUCUCUGUCAUGCUGAACAUGAAGAUGUGAGCUGUGAUUUCUGCACUGAGACAAAGCUGAAAGCUGUCAAGUCCUGUCUGCAGUGUCUGGUCUCUUACUGUGAGCAGCACCUCCAGCCUCACUAUGAAUCCUCCGCCUUUAAGAAACACAAGCUGGUGGACCCCUCCCAGAAGCUCCAGGAGAUCAUGUGCUCUCGCCACAAUGAGGUGAUGAAGAUCUUCUGCCACACUGAUCAGCAGUGUAUCUGUUAUCUGUGCUCCAUGGAUGAACAUAAAGGCCACGACACAGUUUCAACUGCAGCAGAAAUGAGCGAGAAGCAGAGAGAGCUCAAAGAGAGAGAGAUGGACAUCGAGAGGAAAAUUAAAGAGAAAGAGAAAAGCUUGAAGGUCCUGCAGCAGGAGAUCUCUGAGCUGAGGAGGAGAAAAGCUGAGCUGGAGCAGCUCUCUCACACAGAGGACCCCACCCAGUUUCUACACAACUACACCUUGCUGUCAUGUCUCAGUGAAGCUCCAGACUCAGCCAGCAUCAAUAUUCAUCCUGGGAGACACGACAAAGUACUGACUGGUGCAGCAAUGAGUGAAAAGCAGAGAGAGCUCAAAGAGAGUCAAGAUAAAAUCCAGCAGAGAGUCCAGGACAGCGAGAAACACCUGAAGGUGCUUGAGCAGGAGGUGGAGACCUUCAAUCAGUCUGCUGAUAAAGCUGCGAGAGACAGUGAGGAGAUCUUCACAGAGGUCAAGCAGCAGAUCAAAGCUUGCCAGAAGUCUGAAGAAAUCUCUGAGCUGAGGAGGAGAAACACUGAGCUGGAGCAGCUCUCUCACACAGAGGACCCCACCCAGUUUCUACACAACUACACCUUGCUGUCAAGUCUCAGUGAAGCUCCCGACUCAGCCAGCAUCAAUAUUCAUCCUGAGAGGUACACCAAGGAUGUGACGGCAGCUGUGUCAGAGACCAGAGACAAACUACAGGACAUCCCCAUUCAGUAA
This is a messenger RNA of Maylandia zebra (zebra mbuna), 1242 nucleotides long. NCBI's taxonomy places the organism in Eukaryota, Metazoa, Chordata, Actinopteri, Cichliformes, Cichlidae. The record is from RefSeq and is a predicted model, not a curated record.